Molecule: messenger RNA, 3762 nt
Organism: Phycomyces blakesleeanus NRRL 1555(-)
Lineage: Eukaryota; Fungi; Mucoromycota; Mucoromycetes; Mucorales; Phycomycetaceae
Exons: 15
Coding region: 1-3762 (1253 amino acids)
Molecular function (GO): lipid binding
Source: RefSeq, a predicted model, not a curated record
AUGUCUUUUCCUGAGACCGAGUCAUCGAGAAUGAAAAUCGAUGUCAACUCAGCUCAAGACACACACCUAUACAGACACGAUGGAAACAAUCCAAACAAGGCUCCCGAGUAUCUCUACAGUUCGCCGACCUCUGUAGAAGGAAAGCAUCCUUAUGACAGCAGCGACAGUGACACUGGAAGUGAUGCUCUCGGACCCGAAGACAAUGCGCUAUAUGAGAUGGACUUGCGGUUACAGGGAAUCAACACUGAUGGCAUGGAAAGCGAUGAUUCAAACAUUAGUGACCAAUACACUAACAAGUCCGCAAGACCAAGACCAAGACCAAAAACAGCGACUACAACAAGAACAAGAACGACAAGCACAAUAUCUGUGGAUAAACCAUUGCCACCAUCCCCAGAAAAAGAACUACCGAAACUAAUAGUCGAUGAUGAUUAUGUUAAUGAUAAUGAUAAUGAUAAUAAUAAUAAUGAAAAAUACGAAAGAAACCAAGAGGAUCAGAAUGACGUACAAAACAUGUUUCUUGCCAACUCAGCAAAAGAACCUUCAGAUUCAUAUAGUCUACAAAUGACACCCUCAGAAAUUUCUCAACCCAAUAUAACUGUCACAAAGAACAAGGAUAAUAAUUAUACUGAGCUUCAGGAUGAUCUUGCCAGACAACAGGCAGGCCCUCCCCCAGGCCCGAUAAUGCCAAGUGCCAAUCCAAGACGGCAACCCCAUGUCAAUGCUGUUGAUGCAGGAGACACUCGUAUCAAGGGAGUCCGUAAGACUGUGACACCUUCUGGUAGAAACAAACCUUUACCAGGCACAGAAAAAAGGUCCUCAGUUGGUACCAUAAGAGAAGGAGGGCCCAAAGAUACAUCGCCUGAAGGAGAUAACGUGCCGCACACAGAAGAAGAUCUGCCAAAGAAAUGCUACAAGCUCAAUUUCCCAGUACCUUUGAAGCCUACAUCACCAGCCGAACUUAUCGAAGGGUUCGAAUCAAUUGUGAGCAAAUACAUCCUGGUUGGUGGUAUGAUCUGCUAUUUCUUUGGCAGGCUGAGCAUUGGAUUGUUUUUUGGUUUUCUAGCCAUCGCAGGAUGCGCCUUGGCUUAUUGGGUGGUCGGUACCGAAUCAAAGGACGGAUUGGACUGGCAAUUGGAAAAACUGGAUGGUGCAUCAACUCUUUAUGAAACCAAUGGAGAGAGUGUAGAGUGGAUCAAUUUCAUCUUGCAAAAAGUCUGGAGAAGUAUUGAUCCUCGCAUGUUUGCUUUUGUUGAAGACAUUUUGGAAGACACUCUGCAGUCUGUGGCCCCCAGUAUUAUUCAAGCCGUAAAAGUAACUGAUUUUGAUAUCGGAACCCAGUCUCCAGUAAUUCAAAAGAUUCGUGUCUUUCCACACCACCCUGGUCAACCAGACGAAAGCAUUUUCGGAGAGGUGUCUUUUAGUCUGACCUCUAGAGCCGUUGCAUCGUCUCAUUCAAGAUCAAAUGUCAAAUCCACACCUCCUGGCCUUUCCUUGCGCUUCAAAACCGGUAUCAAGGCACCUCUGGAUGUCAAGGCCGAAUUGACCCAUAUUUCUGGAAAACUGUUAUUCAAGAUCCUAACCUCCGCUGACCCACCAUUCCUAUCAAAAAUUACCUUUUCAUUCACAAGCGUUCCGACCAUCACAACAGGCGUAAUGCCAAUGUCAAAGCACUUGAACUUGAUGCGUCUUCCUAUGUUGAAAACUUUGGUCAACGAGGGUGUAAAGCUAGGAUUUGCAGAUUUGGUAGAUCCAAAGAGUAUGACACUCGACAUCCAGGCCUUAAUUGGUGCUGCUACCCGUGACACUACAGCUAUUGGUGUGGUAAAGGUAGAUAUUCGACAGGCCAUUCGUGACAUUCAUGCCAAGGUUGGAGAGGCAAGAGAUUCAUAUGCUACCGUAUCACUCAGUAAUCAACCUGGUCGUCAGAUGGCAAGCACUCGAGUACUCACUAAUGAAGAAGAUCCUCGAUGGAACGAAACAUUAUGCAUUCUUGUGCAUCAAGAUGAUAUUCUGGCCGACACUAUGAUUGACAUAAAAGUCUGGGAUGCAGACAAGGUUAAUUUCGAUGACUUGUGGGGUUCGGUCUCUAUAUCUGUAAAAGAUGUUGUGCUCGGAAAACUCGAUCGUCUAGGAAAUGUUACUGGAUGGUGUCAACAAGAGCAUGCUGUAUUUGAUGGUUGGGCUCCAAUUGAUGGCAAGGAUAUGUCAGAGUCCCGGAUAAAGCUCGAUUUCAAGAUGACUUUCCAUCCAAAAUAUGUUGUUCCAGUAGAGAAUAUUUUGCUAGACCCGAAGCAGCGCGAGACAAACAAGGAAGAUAAGGAAGAAAUCUCACCAGACCACAAGAGUGGUAUAUUGUCGGUGCAAAUCACACAGGCUACAGAUCUGGAGAUUGGAGAUCCUGGAGUCACUGAUGAAGACCUCAAACAUCCAUACAACUCUAAUACUAUUGUUAAUCCUUACGCUGUUUUGUACAUCAAUGACCUCAAGGUGUAUCAAACACAUGCUAAGCUCAGUAACCCUAGUCCAUAUUGGAAUGCGAUCACCGAACAGUUUAUCAAAGAUUAUGAUUCUGCUUAUGUCCGUAUCUCAGUCAAGCAUUCAAUUGAUCUUGAAAGAGAUCCUGUACUUGGAACAUAUGCUUUCUCUCUCAAGGAUUUGUUUGGACCCACAAUAGAAAAGUACAAAGAGACCGAGCGAUGGGUUCCACUGAUUAAAGGAAUUGGUUUUGGAAAGGUUUCAAUGCUUAUACGCUAUAAACCUGUCAAGCUUACUCUUCCACGUGAAUUGAGAGGAGCUGAUGUUGGUACUUUGAUUAUUGAACGUGUGAUGUUCAUGGGCUUAAAACCACCCAUGGAAGCAGAAACAUUUAAAUCAACAAAGGCAAUUGUUGCCCUUAACGUUGAUCCAUCUAUCCACAAACGUCUUCGGGCUUCAGAUCUCAAACAAUUAGAAGGAAGCAACGAUGGCGACAAUGACAGUGGAACAGCUGGUCAAUACGCUUGGUCUCGCAAACGAUUGUAUUUCCCACUCACGAUGCGUUACCGAACUGCGGUUUACAUCCAUUGUUUCCAGGGAGCUAUGUCGGGAAGCAAGGCUACCGGAAGAUUCUGGCUCAAGGAAGUGUGUGACAACGACUGGCAAGAGGUCCUGGUUGGUCUGCAUCACUACACGCCCGAAAAAUCCAAGGAAGCCAAUCGGAACGAAGACGAUUGGCCUUUGAACGGUCCGUAUGGCCAAGUCAAGAUCCGAAUGAAAAUCGUACCAGGUUUUUCGCCUGUUCACGGCAAUCUCAAAUCGUUCACAAAGGACAUGAUUGGAGCCGAUCCGUUCCAUAAUGAAGAUUUCAAAGUCAAAGCACAGCAGUGGAUUCGUGAAGAGAGCAGCGAAAAUACCGCAGCGGGGACUGAACGUAGUAAGAGUCGAAGAAUGUCGACUGCAACAUCCGAAGCUCUAAAAGAAAGACAAGAACAUAUUCAAAAUGAAGAUGAAGCUGAAGAUGAAGACGAUAACGAGGACUAUAAUUAUGAUGAUAAUGACAAUGGCUCGAGUGAUGAUGAGUUUGUACUUGAGGGCAGUGAAAAUGAAGACGCCAACUACCUUGAGAAUAUGCACGAAGGCCUGAAGAACAAGAAGCUCCACAAAUUCAAGGUCAUGCGUAAAUUGGAGUUUGGCAAGGACUAUGUUAAGCAGAAGGUGGAUACUAUUCGAGAGGGUUUCAAUUCUGAUGAUCGCGCUGGCCGAACUAUGGCUAAAGAAAUUUGA